Molecule: messenger RNA, 1446 nt
Organism: Colletotrichum tamarilloi
Lineage: Eukaryota; Fungi; Ascomycota; Sordariomycetes; Glomerellales; Glomerellaceae
Product: abscisic acid ABA receptor
Exons: 2
Coding region: 1-1446 (481 amino acids)
Biological process (GO): carbohydrate metabolic process
Source: RefSeq, a predicted model, not a curated record
AUGGACGACCCCUCGACCAAAACAACCAAAAUCCUAACCCACCUCUCCAAAACCCUCUCCCUCUCCCCGCCCCAAUCAACCCACCCGCCCGCAACCCUUACCGGUCUCCCGACAUCACACACCGGCACAGCCUACCUCUUCCUCUCCGUCUCGGCACACCACCCCCGCCUCCAGAUCCACUCCUACCCGGCCAUCCACUGGGCCCGCGCCUACAUCUCCAAUAUCCCGACCCCGUCCGCCCCGAUAUCUCUGCCGUCUAGUACACAAGAGACAGCACGAGACACGCCCUUCCUAGGCCUCCUCUCCGAUGAUCUAGCCGGCCCCUCCAUCCGCGCCUGCGUGACGAAAGACCUCCUCCACGUCCGCAAGUUUCUCGCCAUCCUCUCUCCCGUAUUGGAAUACAUCAUCUCCUCCAACGCAAACGCCAACUCCUCGUCCGCCUCAGCACCGACGACAAACUCCUCCACAGCAAUGGACCUAGACGCCCCAGAACCGACAACAACGACAACACCACCCCUGCCAAGCUGUCUCCUCCACGGCCUCGCAGGGACACUCUACCUACUCCGCCUAAUCCGCCACUGGGUCCCCUCCUCCGCGCCCCUCGUCUGCGGUGCGAUAGUCCACGUGUCAGAGUACCUUCUCGGCCCACAUCCCUGGACAUGUCCCUCACGAUUACCAUCGUCGUCACAGCCACCUCAUUCAUCACCACCGCCGCCACCAGAAGACACCUACGGCACAACUCACGGCGACCUAGGCAUAAUAACCCAACUCGUUCUCACAUCCCCUCCCCUCGCCGCCUCUCCGUCCCUGAUAUCCCGCCUCGCAGCCCUCCUAGACCUCCAGUCUCCCAACGGCGACUGGCCGGGACCAUCACCCACCUCACCUUCACAACCUCCUCGAAGCGAUGUACAACAAUCCUUAGACGCACCGCCAACACCAGCACAACAAGAGCCCUCAGAAACAGCGGCGGCAUCAGCAUCACAACCACGAUCCCGCGGCUUCGCCUCCGGCCCGCAAGGCCUCGUCAUCUCCCUCCUUUCCCUACGCCCCUUCUUCCCUAGCCUCCACGAUCGCAUCGACGCCGCAGUUGACAAGGCCCGCGAGUUUCUCUGGGCUAGGGCGGUUGAUCCUGAGGGACCGACUGAGGAGGUGAAUCUGUUUUACGGGUCGUUGAGUACCGCGUUAACCUUCCCAGAAGGCCCCAAAAGAGCCCACCUUCUAACUCAACAACCCCCCUCACCAAACCAACCCCUCUCCCCGCCCACAUACACCAACACCACAACCACAUCCCAAAACACAUCAACACCAUCCCCCUCCUCCUCCUCAACACCAACGACACCACCAACAGCAGGCUCCGUAACAACGGCACCCAACCCAGGCUCCGCAUACCUCCACGCCGUCGCCGAGCGCGAUAUGCCCCGCAUGAUCUUCUACAACGACAUCUGA